AACAGUAAACGCAGUAACUUAAAUUCAUAUUACUCAAAAUAUUUGUUAACUUGGUGAGGUCGAAUUUUUUUCAUAUCUAAAAAAAAACAUAAAUUUCGAUUCAAUUUUAUUUAUUUCAUAGUAGAAGAUAGUGAACGAGGUUCUUUACGAUGCUUAAUGGUAUCCAUAGACUCCCAUUAUCCAUAGUGUUCUUUGGACUAUUCAUUUCCUCACUAGUAUAUCUUCCCUCGGACUUCCUUUUUGACAUGAGACUCCGAAUGAUUCCUGGUACACCCCCUUAUAGUUUUUGGGCAGACUCCCCAGACAAUAUAAUAGCAAAAGUAUACAUCUUUAAUAUAACUAAUUCCGAAAGAUUUCUCGACGGUCGAGAUGAUUAUAUACAAUUGCAGGAAAUUGGUCCGAUUACUUAUAGGGAAAAGUUUACACAUAGCAACAUAGUGUUUAACGAAAAUAGCACCUUAACCUACACGAUUACCAGAAAUCUCAUUUACUUGCCAGAAAGAAACACUGUUGAUCUUAAUGAGACUAUUGUAGCGCCUAAUUUGGCAAUGUUGGUAAUGGCCUCUUAUUUCUCCGAAUCCUCCUUCUUCGUAAAAACCGGUGUAAAUUUCCUGCUACGCCAAUACGAAAGUAAACCUUUUGUAAACAUGACAAUUUACAAUUAUUUACAUAACGCCACUGAUCCGGUUUUAAAGGCCGCAAGAGCCCUGGCAAGCGGACUGGUUCCAUCUACGAACGUCGGAGUAUUAAGUCAAAUGUACAUGAAAAAUGAAUACAACAUAACCGUUUCGAUUGGAACGAAAUAUGGAAACGAUGAGUUCUUCGCGAUCCAGAAUAUUGAUGGUAUAGAGAGCGUGCCGACAUUCAAGAGGUGUAAACCAAAGUUCAAUAGAACUUCGGAAACUACUCUGUUUCCACAGUUUUUAAAAAAAGGCGGAAAAAUCAAUGCGUGGAAAGCGGUGCUUUGUAUGGCAGUGGAUGCGGUUUACGUUAGUGAGGCUAGUCGAUAUGGGAUGUCUGGAUACAAAUAUGAAAUUCCCCCAAGUACUUUUAAUAGAACAAAACCGGAUUAUGAGGAUUGUUAUAGGGGAAACCCGGUUUUGCCUAAUGGGUUGGCCGAUGUAUCCAGUUGUUACAGCAAUUAUCCUUUUGCUGCAAGUUUUCCUCAUUUUAUGGUCGCCGAACCGAUCGUGUUUAAUAAACUGAAGGGAUUGAGACCCGAAGAGGAGAAACAUAAGUCGUUUUUGUUACUGGAAAAGAUGUCUGGGAUUCCGAUGGGAGGCAGAGCCAUUUUCCAAAUAAAUGCAAUUUUUAAAGACAUGUCUGGCUUCAGUCCAGAAUUAAAACGAUUUAGCAACAUGUAUCUGCCAUUCGCCUACGUAGGAUACGAAGUCGAAGGCCUGCCGUGGCACAUCUACAGUUUUCUCUACAUUAUGACCCAAAUAGUGCCAAAUACACAAUUCUUUAUGUCGCUUAUUUUUAUGGCUUUGGGCAUUUAUUUUCUAUAUGUUUUUUAUAAAAGCAUAAGGAAACCGAAGGCUCUUAAAACCGUCUGUGAGAUAAAGGAUGAAAAUGAGAAGUUUAUUAAAAUUUAACAGCAGCAGAAAAAAAA
Molecule: messenger RNA, 1612 nt
Organism: Anthonomus grandis grandis
Lineage: Eukaryota; Metazoa; Arthropoda; Insecta; Coleoptera; Curculionidae
Product: lysosome membrane protein 2-like
Exons: 10
Coding region: 150-1595 (481 amino acids)
Cellular component (GO): membrane; cytoplasm
Molecular function (GO): scavenger receptor activity
Source: RefSeq, a predicted model, not a curated record